AUGCGGCUCUUACAGUACAGCGAAAGCGGAGAGCUCAGCAUCCACAGCUUCGACGAUGGCGACAUACCCCCUUACGCGAUACUCUCACACACCUGGGGCGCAGAUGGCGACGAGGUGACCUUUGCAGACCUCCAGACAGGCGGCGGCAAGGCAAAGCCGGGCUAUAAGAAGAUCAUCUUCUGCGGAGGACAGUCACGGCGCGACAGCCUCCAGUACUUCUGGAUCGACACGUGCUGCAUCGACAAGGCCAAUAAGGCUGAACUUGCCUUCUCUAUCCGAUCGAUGUUUCGCUGGUACCGCGAUGCAACUCGGUGUUAUGUAUAUCUAUCGGAUGUCUCUGAUCAACCUCUACCAGUGACGUCAGACGACCAAGAUUUACGAUGGCUUUUAUGGUUCUGGAUGUUCUCUAUUCUCUAUAGUAUGUCGAGAUGGUACGGUAGCACGAUGCAGCGCUACUUCUAUUCGCGCAAUGUUCUAUGCACUUCAGUCGGUAGCGAUCCUGUACGAAAUAAGCAGAAAGCUGAGCUUGCGCUUAAAAACAGCAGAUGGUUUACCCGUGGAUGGACGCUGCAGGAGCUUCUCGCACCGUCUAUAGUAGAGUUUUUCUCUAAAGAAGGGACCAAGCUUGGUGAUAAAUUAUCGCUAGCGAAAGAAGUGUAUGAAGUUACAGGUAUCUCUAGUCCAGCGCUGCAAGGUGAACCGUUGUCUAACUUUAGCGUUCAUGAACGCGUUACCUGGAUUGAACAUCGCACUACAACGAUUCCAGCAGACCGUGCAUACUCCCUGAUGGGUAUUCUCGGUGUCAGCUUGUCCCCAAUCGAUGGCGAGAAUCUAGCUGAAGCAAUGAAGCGGGUUCUAUACGAGGUUGACAAGCAGAACAAGUUUAUCCAAGACUUAUGUCCUAGUAACCCGCGCGAUGAUAAGAAGCGGAUCGAAGAGACUAAGGGCGGGCUGCUUGCGGGCGCUUACCGCUGGGUCCUUGACAACAAUACCUUCCAGCAGUGGCAGCAAGACCCAGAGAGCCGACUACUGUGGGUGAAAGGUGAUCCUGGCAAAGGCAAGACGAUGCUGCUGUGUGGCAUUAUCGACGAACUGCAAAACUUGACGCCGAAACCUACCCUUUUUCCUGUGCUGCGGGGCUUGCUAUACAUGCUUAUGCAUCAGCAGCCGUCGCUUGCAUCGCACGUCGCCCUAACGAAAAUCUUCACGGAUGUGCUGCAAGAUACAAGCCUAGGCAUGACGUACCUGAUUAUUGACGCGCUCGACGAAUGCGCGACAGACUUACUAAAAUUGCUCAGCUUUAUCGCGAAGCAGUCGUCUGCGUCCUCUCGCGUCAAGUGGAUCGUGUCUAGUCGCAACUGGCCAGAUAUUGAGCAAGAACUAGAGCGUGCUGAGCACGAAAUGAGGCUCAGCCUUGAGUUAAACGCUGAGUCGGUGGCUGCAGCAGUAGAUGUGUUUAUCCGGCAGAAGGUGUGUCGCCUAGCCCAAGAGAAGCGCUACACGCCAGAGGUGCAAGACGCGGUGCUCCAGCACUUAACGUCGAACGCGAACGAUACCUUCCUCUGGGUUGCGUUGGUGUGCCAAGACCUUAAAGCGACGCCGAAGUGGGACGUGCAAGAGAAGCUAGCCCAGUUCCCGCCUGGUUUAGACUCACUUUAUAGGCAGAUGCUAGACCAGAUACGCAAGUCUAGUAGUGCUCGAAGAUGUCUGCGGGUGCUGGCAGUGGCUGCUGUCCUAUAUCGACCAGUCACAGUUAGUGAGCUAGUUAUAUUGACUAAGCAACUUGCAGACCUUGUUAAUGAUCUAGAGUCCGUGCGGGAGAUUAUCGGUCUCUGCAGAUCAUUCUUAACGCUGCGAGACGAUACGGUGUACUUUGUACAUCAAUCAGCUAAGGACUUCCUUAUCACAAAAGCGUUAAACGACGUCUUUCUAGAUGGUAUAGAAUGUGUGCAUCAAGAUAUCUUCGCAAAAUCACUUGUAAUUCUGCACAAGACACUGCGUAGAGAUAUAUACAACCUUCAAGCGCCUGGAUAUGCUAUAGAAGACGCCAAGCCACUUCUUCCCGAUCCUCUAGCCGCGUCGCGCUACCCAUGUGUGUACUGGAUUGACCACUUCUGCGACUUAAAAUCUAGUGCUACUAAUCAAGAAAUCACUAGGGCUAUAGACGCAUUUCUUGAGCAAAAAUAUCUCUACUGGCUAGAAGCGCUCAGCUUGUGCAGAAGCAUGGCCAAAGGGGUAGUCUCGAUGACAAGGUUAUGGGAUCUAGUCCAGGGACUUGGAGACACGGACGUAUUGAACAAGAUCGUGUACGACGCACGACGGUUUAUUAUGUAUCAUAAGGAGGCGAUCGAGAACUAUCCUUUACAGGCAUACGCAUCUGCUCUGCUGUUCAGUCCAGCUAAUAGCAUAGUAAGAAGGCUGUUCCAGCACGAAGAGCCAAGAGGAGUAACGAUCAAGCCCGCUAUGAGCAACGGCUGGAGUGCGUGUCUGCAGACACUCGAAGGUCAUAGCAGUGGUAUUACGUCGGUGACCUUCUCGCACGACUCAACCCGGCUAGCGUCAGCGUCAGAGGACAGCACUGUUAAGAUCUGGGACGCGAGUAGUGGGAUGUGUGUGCACACACUCCAGGGCCAUGACGAUGCUGUUGUGUCAGUGGCCUUCUCGCACGACUCGACCCGGCUAGCGUCAGCGUCAGAGGACAGAACUGUCAAGAUCUGGAACGUGAGCAGUGGGAUGUGUGUACACACGCUCGAGGGCUAUAGUGAUAGUGUUCGCUCGGUGGCCUUCUCACAUGACUCGACCCGGCUAGCGUCAGCGUCAGGCGACAGCACCGUCAAGAUCUGGGACGCCAGCAGUGGGACAUGUAGGCACAUACUUGAGGGCCAUAGUGGUUGGGUUACCUCGGUGGCCUUCUCGCACGACUCGACCCGGCUAGCGUCAGCGUCAGCCGACAGCACUGUCAAGAUCUGGGAGGCGAGUAGUGGGAUGUGUGUGCACACGCUUAAGGGCCAUAGCUAUGGUGUUAGUUCGGUGGCCUUCUCGCAUAACUCGACCUGGCUAGCUUCAUCAUCUUGGGACGACACUGUUAAGAUAUGGGACGUAGGCAGCGGGACGUGUGUGCACACGCUCGAGGGCCAUGGCCAUGGUGUUAGUUCGGUGGCCUUCUCGCACGAUUCAACCCGGCUAGCGUCAGCAUUAAAUAACAGCACUAUUAAGAUCUGGAACGUGAGCAGUGGGGCUUGUGUAAACACACUCGAGGGCCAUAGCGAUAUUGUUCGCUCGGUGGCCUUCUCGCACGACUCGACCCAGCUAGCAUCAGCUUCAGACGACAGCACCGUCAAGAUCUGGGACGCGAGCAGCGAGAUGUGCCUACAUACCCUUGACGUUGGCAUAUCCCUCUUGCACUUGUCUUUCGAUUUUACUGGUACUUUACUCUAUACAGAAAUAGGCACUAUUAGUAUCUCUAGUUCCCAGGUCACGAACCCCAUCAACGUUGCAGCAUCAAAACUUCAGUACCAGGGUACGAGUAUAAAUUCUGGUGGCAACUGGGUUAUCUACGCGGGUAGCAAUAUGUUAUGGAUACCUUCUGAGUAUCGACCGUCAAGCUCGGCUGUAAGUGAGACCCAACUAGGCAUGGGAGUAGGAUCAGGAAGGGUCUGGCUUUGUCAGCUAGUCUAG
Molecule: messenger RNA, 3678 nt
Organism: Exserohilum turcica Et28A
Lineage: Eukaryota; Fungi; Ascomycota; Dothideomycetes; Pleosporales; Pleosporaceae
Exons: 4
Coding region: 1-3678 (1225 amino acids)
Molecular function (GO): protein binding
Source: RefSeq, a predicted model, not a curated record